ACAGUCAUUGUUCUUGCUUGUUUCUUUCUUUCUUUCUCUCUCUGUCUCUCUCUGCCACACAUCACACCCAACAGUCUCAGCAUUGCAGCAGCUGCAACCACUGCUCCUCCUGCUGCUUCACCCUGCAAACCAACAAAAUAAAACAUUUAAGUAAAACAAAAUAUAUUAAAAGAGAGUAAAUAAAAUAAUGAAAAAAAAAAAGGAUUUUGAUGAGAUAAAUGGGAAUGAAAGCAUGAUUUGAUGGUACCCAAGAGAGAGAGAGACCCCAUUUCACUCAUUCAUUCAAAGCCAGGAAACAAAAGUAAAAGGAAGAAAGAACCCAAAAAAGAAAGAAAGAAAAGGAAAUUCAUCAGAGAGAGAGAGAGAGAGAGAGAGAGAGAGAGAGGGUCUCUUUCUUUCUUUCUUUUUGGGAGUAUUGGGUCAGCUUCUUUUUAGCAAAUGCCAAAGUUAGCUCUCUGAAAAAAUGCAGUACCCAUCAUGAGAACAUGAAAUGAAAUGAAACCCUUCUUCUCUUUCAAAUCCCUCUCUCCAUUCCCCAUUCCCUCUUCUUCUCCACGCCAACUCUUCAACUCCAAGUUGGUACCUUUUGCUACUCCAUUACCAUUGUUCACAAGUUCUUUUCUUUCUUCUUUUAAAUUUUAAUUCUCAUGGCGGGUUUGAUUGAUCUCAACACCACGGAGGACGAUGAAACGCCGUCGUAUGGUUCCUACGCUGCUUCUCCAUCUUCUUCCUCCUCGCACUCGGGAACAAGCACUGCUUCUGUUUCAGCUUCAGCUCCGGUUGUUCCUGGUUCUUCUUCUAACUCCGUGUGUUUGGAGCUGUGGCACGCGUGUGCAGGUUCAAUGAUCUCGUUGCCGAAGAAGGGAACUCUUGUUGUGUACUUCCCACAGGGACACUCUGAGCAGCAACUUCACGAUUUUCCUCUCUCUAACAACAAUAACAGCAUCCCACCCCAUGUGUUCUGUCGCGUUCUCGAUGUUAAGCUCCAUGCAGAGGAAGGGAGUGAUGAAGUGUAUUGCCAGGUUUUGCUUGUUCCUGAAAAUGAGCAAAAAUUUCAGGAAGGGGAUAUUGAGGCUGAUGGUGAAGAGGAGGACACGGAUGCUGUGAUGAAGGCAACAACACCCCACAUGUUUUGCAAGACUCUGACAGCUUCCGAUACCAGCACUCAUGGUGGAUUCUCGGUUCCCCGUCGUGCAGCUGAAGAUUGCUUUCCUCCACUGGAUUAUAGUCAACAGAGGCCAUCACAAGAGCUUGUAGCAAAGGAUCUGCAUGGCCGGGAAUGGAAGUUUCGACAUAUUUACAGGGGGCAGCCACGAAGGCAUUUGCUUACCACCGGAUGGAGUGCAUUUGUGAACAAGAAGCAGCUGGUGUCUGGAGAUGCUGUCCUGUUUCUUAGGGGGGCAGAUGGUGAACUGAGAUUGGGAAUUCGUAGGGCAGGUCAAUUGAAAAGUGAUGGUAAAUUUUCAGCUCUCCCUCACCAGCAGUUGAAUCAUAGCACUCCUGUGGAAGUGAUUAAUGCUCUGUCUUCAAGAUGUGCCUUCAGUGUUCACUAUAACCCAAGGGUUAGUUCAUCAGACUUCAUCAUACCUGUCCACAAAUUCUUGAAGAGCCUUGAUUAUUCAUAUUCAGUUGGAAUGAGGUUCAGGAUGCGUUUUGAAACCGAAGAUGCUGCAGAUCGAAGAAUCACAGGAUUAAUUAUUGGGAUUAAUGAUGUUGAUCCUGUCAGAUGGCCCGGAUCAAAAUGGAGAUGCCUGCUGGUAAGGUGGGAUGACUUAGAAACCACACGGCAUAACAGGGUUUCUCCAUGGGAGAUUGAGCCAUCAGGUUCUGCUUCCACUGCCAGUAGCCUGAUGACAGCUGGUUUGAAGAGGAGCAAGAUUGGAUUGCCUUCAGUACAGCUAGAAUUUCCAGUUCCCAAUGGCAUCAGUACAUCAGACUUUGGGGAAUCACUAAGGUUCCAGAAGGUCUUGCAAGGUCAAGAAAUUUUGGGUGUUAAUAAUCCUGUCAAUGGUAUUAAUGCUCAGUGUCACCAAUUAUCGGAACUAAGAAGGUGCUAUCCUGGAUUUACCACAGCAGGACAUGGUACAAUCCCACAAGUGAGUUCCGAUGCUUCCUGCAAUGGCAUAGGCUUUGGUGAAUCUUUCCGAUUCCAAAAGGUCUUGCAAGGUCAAGAAAUACUUCCAAGCCAACCAUAUGGAAAUGGUCGCCUCGGAGCUUUUGAUGGUUACCAGAUGCUAAGGUCCAGAAAUGGAUGGUCUGCGCAUAUGAAUAGCAAUUCUUCUCAUUUGCAUGCACCCUUUUCAUCUGGUCAACUCUCAUCUCCAUCAUCCGUGUUGAUGUUCCAGCAAGCAUUUAAUCCAGUUUCAAACUCUGAUUAUAGCAACAAAGCUAAUCAGGUGAAGGGUGGUAAAGCACUUCAACGAGGUUCAUAUGCUUCUGAAGUUGAUGGUGGAACGAAUGCUUCCUUCCCAUCUUAUGAGACAACUUUCCAUGGGAAAGCUCAGGAAGGAAAAAAUUCUUUCACUUUUUUAAAUCUGCAUGAUCAGUUGGGUGGUAGUCCACGUUCACCUGAUUCAAGAUCAGAGCCGAGAGGAAGUCAAGAGCUGGUUUCUUCAUGUAAAAGCAACUGCAGAGUCUUUGGUUUUUCACUAACCGAGGGUGCUCCCGUUGCAAAUGAAGAGACUGACCCCUCUACAGUCACUUUUCAAUUAAAUUCUGGGCCUUCUUUUACAAGACAUUGCCAAUGAAGGGCAUUCACGUAAGUGCAAGACAUUCCGAAGUAACUCUUCAAAAGGUCAACUGCAGCAUUGGUUUCAAAGUUAGAAGAAAGCACAAUGCAUGUUAGCGAUGAUCACUGGGAUAAAUGUAGCAAAAGUGCAAUGUCUGGCAUAAUAAUUUAGGAUUUUGGGUACCAAAAUAAAUGUUUAUAGACAUGUACCUGAAUUUGGCCAUUAUCCUGUGACCGGAUUCUUGUAUUAAUCUUUGUUUACUCUAACCUAUAUCAUGAGAUGCAACAUGCAAGCACGUUGACUUAGAUUCA
Molecule: messenger RNA, 3040 nt
Organism: Arachis duranensis
Lineage: Eukaryota; Viridiplantae; Streptophyta; Magnoliopsida; Fabales; Fabaceae
Product: auxin response factor 3
Exons: 11
Coding region: 648-2747 (699 amino acids)
Biological process (GO): response to hormone; regulation of DNA-templated transcription
Cellular component (GO): nucleus
Molecular function (GO): DNA binding
Source: RefSeq, a predicted model, not a curated record